Messenger RNA from Cinclus cinclus, 851 nucleotides. RefSeq names its product CTD small phosphatase 1 (gene CTDSP1). Gene Ontology annotation, molecular function: RNA polymerase II CTD heptapeptide repeat phosphatase activity. The coding region runs from base 1 to 837 and encodes 278 amino acids. The record is from RefSeq and is a predicted model, not a curated record. The transcript has 7 exons. NCBI's taxonomy places the organism in Eukaryota, Metazoa, Chordata, Aves, Passeriformes, Cinclidae.
AUGGAGCACCAGUCCAUCAUCGCCCAGGUUAGCAGGGAGGAGGGGAGCGCCCCGCUUCAGGAGAAAGGUACCCAGACCCCUGCCAAAAAGCCUCGAAGCCGCAGCAUUCUCCAGUCCCUCUUCUGCUGCCUGUGCCGCGAUGAAGGGGAGCCCUGCACUGGCACCACUGGUGCACCGCUGCUGGUGGAGGAGAAUGGGGCACUGCCUAAGGUAACCCCACACCCCAGCCUGGCUCUGGCUGCUGUCAAGCACCUCCUGCCCGAGAUCAAGCCGCAGGACGCCAGCAAGCUCUGCGUGGUCAUCGACCUGGAUGAGACUCUGGUGCACAGCUCCUUCAAGCCAGUGAACAACGCUGACUUCAUCAUUCCCGUGGAAAUUGAUGGCAUCAUGCAUCAGCAGCAGCACGCUGCCCUCUGUCCCUGCUCGCAGGUGUAUGUGCUCAAGCGGCCGCAUGUGGAUGAGUUCCUACAGCGUAUGGGCGAGCUCUUCGAAUGUGUGCUCUUCACUGCCAGCCUGGCCAAGUAUGCAGACCCUGUGGCUGACCUGCUGGAUAAAUGGGGGGCUUUCCGGGCACGACUUUUCCGGGAAUCCUGUGUUUUCCAUCGCGGCAACUACGUGAAGGACCUGAGCCGCCUGGGCCGUGACCUGCGCCGAAUCAUCAUCGUGGACAACUCGCCCGCAUCCUACAUCUUCCACCCUGAUAACGCCGUGCCGGUAGCCUCCUGGUUCGAUAACAUGGCAGACACAGAACUGCUGGACCUGCUGCCCUUCUUCGAGAGGCUCAGCAAGGUGGAGGACGUGUACGCAGUGCUCAAGAAGCAGCGGACUAACAGCUAAUGGCCCCCCCACGC